This is a messenger RNA of Cladophialophora immunda, 300 nucleotides long. RefSeq lists its product as uncharacterized. The transcript has 2 exons. The record is from RefSeq and is a predicted model, not a curated record. Lineage: Eukaryota; Fungi; Ascomycota; Eurotiomycetes; Chaetothyriales; Herpotrichiellaceae. Bases 1 to 300 code for a protein of 99 amino acids.
AUGCUGGGACUAAGGGUCACCACCCCAGACAGUACUGUCUUACAUACACUGAUCGUGGUGAUCUCACACGGUGAUGAUGAGAAGUCUCGGCGCUCCAGAUGCUUCGCCGACGUGGUCGACGGAUUCGCCGACGGGAGAAGUCGACUAGCCGUGUCUGAAUUUGGGGGUCCACGAGAACCGCCGCCCUCAAAGCUCAUCGUCGUCGGCCAGCGGGUGGGUGAGAUUGGAAACCUGCAGAAGGUGGAACCAUCGUCGAAGGGCUGGGGAGCAGCGCUUCCAUUUCGGGAUCCCACAGAGUAA